Messenger RNA from Oncorhynchus mykiss (rainbow trout), 5598 nucleotides. It is a transcript of the gene slc24a1, whose product is annotated as solute carrier family 24 member 1. The record is from RefSeq and is a predicted model, not a curated record. Lineage: Eukaryota; Metazoa; Chordata; Actinopteri; Salmoniformes; Salmonidae. Gene Ontology annotation, cellular component: plasma membrane. Gene Ontology annotation, biological process: long-term synaptic potentiation; intracellular calcium ion homeostasis; calcium ion transmembrane transport. Gene Ontology annotation, molecular function: calcium, potassium:sodium antiporter activity; calcium channel activity.
AGUGUGUCCUAUGUGAACCUGCCGUGAACCGUACCCUACAGCUCUACGGUGAACCUCUCCACUGUUUGCGCCAAUGCACCCCAGCUGUGGAGAAAUUACACCUCCUCAUCUGGUACCAGGUUGGGGAGGAGCUGGAUUCUUCCCUGAUUCACUCUGCCAGGGACCUGUAUUCUGAAUCACUCUGCCAGGGACCUGUAUUCUGAAUCACUCUGCCAGGGACCUGUAUUCUGAAUCACUCUGCCAGGGACCUGUAUUCUGAAUCACUCUGCCAGGGACCUGUAUUCUGAAUCACUCUGCCAGGGACCUGUAUUCUGAAUCACUCUGCCAGGGACCUGUAUUCUGAAUCACUCUGCCAUUACUCAUCUCACCCUAACCCUAACCCUGUAUUCUGAAUCCAAUUCAAUGGUGCAAUUAACGACUUCUCAGGCUGAGGAGUGAGUUUACAAAUCCAUACCUGUUAAAUAACACCACAAUCACCAUCUCUUCAUAAAUGUAUUGUACCCAAAGGAAGAGACUGCAGCUGAGCCGAGUCAUAUUCCUCCUGUCUGUUGUUCUACUGUGUUGUCUCUACCAGCUGUCUAUCACCUCCAAGCUCUCCCCAGGACCCUGGCCCCAUGCCCUGCCCCAAAGAGGUGAGGGGUCUGGGGAUGGAGAGGGACUGACAGGGGCCCUCCUGGAGGAGGUUACAUUGGAGACCUUAAGGGAGGGGGGACACAGUGUUGACACACAAGAGGAGGAAAUUAUAGAUUUGGUGACAACUGAAGUGUCCGAUUAUUACUCUGAGACGACUACAGAUGAUGUCACACCAUCCACUACCACUGAGGUCUCAUCAUCAUCAUCAUCAUCAGUGACUACAAUCCGGAGUAUCGUUCACUGUAUAUAUGUAGACCUGGAGCCUCCCAUUCAGAUCCCCACCCUUCCCAAUCCACCACCCACCCAUCUAGUCCCCAACACCACCCAAUCCUCCCCUGCCGACCCGGGGGACGCCCCUCAUCAGAAAGGAGAGUACCCGACUGAUAUCUUCUCCGUGGAGGACCGGAGACGAGGCUGGGUGUCGCUCCACAUCUUCGGGAUGAUGUACAUGUUCGUCUCACUCGCCAUUGUGUGUGAUGAAUUUUUUGUCCCUGCGCUCGGCGUCAUCACAGACCAGCUCGCCAUCUCCGACGACGUGGCCGGGGCAACCUUCAUGGCGGCAGGAGGCUCCGCUCCGGAGCUGUUCACCUCGCUGAUUGGCGUGUUCAUCUCUCAUAGCAAUGUGGGCAUCGGGACGAUCGUGGGGUCGGCGGUGUUCAAUAUCCUGUUCGUCAUCGGCAUGUGUGCCAUCUUCUCCAGGGAGAUGCUGCACCUCACCUGGUGGCCCCUGUUCAGGGACGUCUCCUUCUAUAUCAUAGACCUGAUCAUGUUGAUAAUCUUCUUCCUGGACAACACCAUCAUGUGGUAUGAGAGUAUAAUGCUGGUGGCUGGCUACAGCUCCUAUGUCUGCUUCAUGAAGUACAACGUUCAGCUGGAGGCAGCAUUCAAGAACCAGCUCAGGAAACACCAGCACAUCAUUAAUAUCAUCACUGUGGCUGUUGAGGAUGAACCUGAUAAGGAUGAGACAGCAGGUCAGAAUAGUAGCCCUCCUGCCCCAGAAGACAAGAAACUAUUAAAGUUGAAGCCUGUCCUCCAGAGAGGAGGAAGUUCAGCCUCUCUUCACAACUCCACCAUGAGGAACACCAUGUACAAGCUGAUGAUUCACACACUAGACCCCCUGGGAAACAACAAAGAACCAGUUGUCCCUGCACCCUCAGCCGCCCCAGUUCCAGCCCCUGCUCCAGCCCCAACCAAGGAGGAGGAGACGAAGAAGGAGCAGCCAGAGGGUCAGAUGGAGGACAAAUCGGCAGCAGUUGGUUCGUCUUGUAGUGAGGAUGAUGAGGAUGAUGACGACAGUGAUGAAGAUAGUUCUGAUGAGGAAAGUUCUGAUGAGGAAAGUUCUGAUGAAGAUGACGAUGAGGAAGAUGAGGAAGAUGAUGACCUUGAUGACAAGCCUCUGUCUUUGGUGUGGCCGGACACCAGAUGUAAACAGGCCACAUAUCUGUUCCUCCUGCCUAUAGUCUUCCCUCUGUGGCUCACCGUGCCCGACGUCCGUAACCCGAUAUAUAAGAGGUUUUUUGUGAUCACCUUCCUGGGGUCUAUCCUAUGGAUCGCCGUCUUCUCCUACCUCAUGGUGUGGUGGGCACAUCAGGUGGGAGAGACCAUAGGCAUCUCAGAGGAGAUCAUGGGCCUAACCAUCCUGGCUGCAGGAACGUCCAUCCCUGACCUCAUCACUAGUGUUAUUGUGGCCCGUAAAGGACUGGGGGAUAUGGCUGUGUCCAGUUCUGUGGGCUCCAACAUCUUCGACAUCACCAUGGGCCUGCCAGUCCCGUGGUUAUUGUGGUCGUCGUUCAAUGGUUUUGCUCCGGUGCCCGUCAGCUCCAACGGCCUGUUCUGUGCCAUUGUGUUGCUCUUCCUCAUGCUCCUCUUCGUCAUCAUCAGUAUUGCUGUGUGUAAGUGGAGGAUGAACAAGAUGCUGGGAUCUACCAUGUUCCUUCUCUAUUUUGUCUUCCUGGUGCUGAGUGUUCUGCUAGAGGACAGAGUUAUCAUCUGUCCUGUGUCCAUCUGACACUAUUGUCUUCCUGGUGCUGAAUGUUCUGCUAGAGGACAGAGUUAUCAUUGAUUGAAUUUGACAAUUUGUCAAAUACAUAUGGGCGCUUCAGCCGGUGACACCUCCACAAAAUAGUUUGCUUCAUAACAUGAGAUAAUGUUUAUUAGGAAAUUGUACUAAUUAAGUGCACACACACAAACGCACACACCCAAACGUACACGCACACACACAAAUGCAGACACACACACACACACAGAAACAUACACACACGUGCUGGAGGAUCAAGUCAUUAUAUGCUCUGUUUCCAUCUGAGUCUGAUUGUGUGAGGCCUCUCUUUUGAGGCUGAUUGUGUGAGGCCUCUCUUUUGGGGCUGAUUGUGUGAGGCCUCUCUAUUGGGGCUGAUUGUGUGAGGCCUCUCUUUUGUCCAGCAUGGUGUCUGACCAGAUUAGUCUAUAGGCAUGGUUCCAAAUUAAAUAGAUACUUCAGUUUAAAGAAAGUCGCUAACUAGCAUUUGCAAGUAGAUACCAUAGACGUCCAGUCAUUGCGCUAACACUAGUUAGCAUUGGCUCACGGAACUACCUCUAAUUUUCUUCAUAUUGGAUGCAGAGACAUACAGAUGGUAUCCAUGAGUUCAUUUGACUCUGGGGAAGUACAUAAAGUGCUUCUUUGCCAACAUCCAGAAGUAUCCCUUCAACAUUUUUCAUUGGUAGCACUGGUGCUCCCAACUUUAAAAAGUUAGGAGCACCACAUGAAACUUAGGAGCACCAGAAAACAGGAUGUGUUUAAUUCAGAGAUACAGCCUAUAUUAGGCUUUUAUGAAUUCUACUUUUGAAGCAUGUGUUGUGUCCUAGAAACUAAUAUGUAACACGGUAAAGAAAUGUGUUUAUUAUAAAAGCUAAAAUGUUGAUACUAAUACCUGUCAUUGACAUUACAAAAGUUAUUUUUUAGUAUUAGUAAUAUUAGGUUUCUGCAUUGUGUAAAGCACAAUUUUCCUAUUGAGAUACAUUGAAUUGGAAAUUGUACGCUGUCCCUUUAAACACUUCAGGUUUGUGAUGACAACAUGCAAGAGAUCUGUCAUUCAUUCAUUGCUGUGAUCAUUGACCUCCUGAAGAAGAUAUCCCUCUUCCUUUCUUUCUGUGUCCUCAGAUGUUCGUAUAUACUGGUGAAGUUACAAGGUUGUUAGCUAGCCAAUGAGGUUACAUGACUGAACGAAGUAUAAACAAAUGGUUAACGACGCACAAGUAGUUUUAGAAUGGCCCAAGACAUAAUUUCAGAAUGUAAAAUGUGGUCCCUGCGAUCAGCUAUAGACAAGUUGGUUGUUUCGCAACAAAACCGACACAUGCCCAAAUAUGGGGCAAAACAGACUGGGCUGACUUAGAUUGUUGACAACAUGUUAACAAUAUUUAGUCUCCAAUGUUUAUUGAAAACAUAAAUGAAGCUAGCUAGCUAGCAAAUUUUAGCCAUAUUAGAAUAGACACCUCUAUUAGAAAACACCUCAAAACAAGACAUGGUAUCAAUAACAAGGUCAAACUAGCUGAAACGAGUCACUUACUAUUCGCCACAUGGCAGCUUCUCGUCAUUGUAGCUAGCUGUCUGGCCAUCCAGAACCAUAACACAUUAAGCUAUUCACUUUAUUGUACAGUAGAAGAUGUUUUAACUCAGACAGCUUUUAGGGAAACACUUGUGACAUUCUCUCGUUGGGUUAAACCACAGAAGAUAUUUUGACCUGGUUGGGCUAGAAGCAGGCCGUUUUCCCUGUAGUAAUGAUAUAACCAUGGCGCUAACUAAUCUGUUCUCACUUUGUUCUCUAGGGCGCUCUGAAACUAUGGUACAGAGAAGCCUGAUCAUUACAAUUAUUAUCUGGGAGAUUCUUUUCCUAGUCGCUCCCAAAAUAAAACUACUGGUCAUACAACAAAAUAUUUCAUAUGCCAUCAAACUGGUCGCACUUAACAGCCCUGUCUCUGUCUGGCUCGAUGGACCUUUGAAUGCAUCAUCGAAAUAUCCCAAUCAUUUGAUUUCUAAAAGCUGUAGCAAUGUCUACAUUGAGUUGUUAGUGGAUUAUGACUAUCCGAGGCUCUCUGACUGGCAACACAGUCAACACAAUGUUAAUUGAGAUGUUGCCGAAUUUCAAUCACUUAAAAAUGUCUGGUUUUGACUUUCAGAAAUGCUGACCUAAGUAUAAAGAAGUGCGAGUAGUGAAACGAGAUGUAUUAUUUUUUUUAUUAAUAUAAUAUUAUUACCAACAAUGACUUUAUUGCUUUAAGUAAUGUGAUAAAAGCCCAAGUAGAAAACAAGGCAGUUGAAUAAUAGAUGUACAGUGAAAAGCUACUGUUCUCACUCAGUAUCAAGGUUAUUUAUAUUUGUUUUAAGAUUUUUAUUUGAAAUUCAGUUUAUCAGUUCAUAUUCAGAUCCGAUUUCCUAUUUUAUAUUUAGUUUUAUACAAACAUUUCUAUUUCGUUUUCAUGUUAUUUAGUUUCAGUUUUAAUGUUAGUGUCACGUCUACUCCCCUCUGGAGUUCGACGUUGCCGGUUUACCAACCACCGGUCCUGGGAUCCAUCAUUACGUGCACCUACAUGUCAUCAUGAACCUCCAUUACCUCCCCUUUAUCCGUCACUCCCUUAGGUCCCCAGGCAGUAUUGAUGCUGUGAUAUGAAGCUACUGUUAUGUUGUCUGGUUCAAUGGUUGUUGUUUUAUUAAACGUUUCGCCUGCUUCUCCACUCACAGCGUCUUUGUUACAGUUAGGAACAGAAAGUAGCGUAUGUGGGGGUGGGGGGGGUUUACCACUAAAUUAUUGUCAAAAUUAAUAUAACCAGAAAUGAGCUGUUUGGUCUAAUUAAGUUUAGACGUGUGGAGCAAGCAGUCAUUUAGCUUUUUGGUCUAUUAAGGUCUUGCAUGGUGCUCAUCUCAAUGGGCGCAUGCCUCUGCUCAGACACUGCAUUCGUCUGCCAGAUCUUGCAUCACCUGGACAGGUGUUU